AUGGUGAAGAUUUGCUGUAUUGGAGCUGGCUAUGUUGGUGGUCCAACAAUGGCUGUGAUUGCUUUGAAGUGUCCUGAGAUUGAGGUAGCUGUGGUGGACAUUGCUGCGCCAAGAAUCAAUGCUUGGAACAGUGAGCACCUACCUAUAUAUGAGCCUGGUCUUGAGGAUGUGGUGAAGGAGUGCAGAGGAAGGAACCUUUUCUUCAGCACUGAUGUUGAGAAGCAUGUUGCUGAGGCCGAUAUCGUCUUUGUUUCGGUGAACACUCCUACAAAGACUCAAGGUCUUGGAGCUGGCAAAGCGGCUGAUCUUACUUACUGGGAGAGUGCUGCUAGGAUGAUUGCUGAUGUUUCGAAAUCUGCUAAAAUUGUUGUUGAGAAAUCAACUGUUCCGGUUAAAACAGCUGAGGCGAUUGAGAGGAUUUUGACUCACAAUAGGAAGGGUAUUAAUUUCACAAUUUUGUCUAACCCUGAGUUUCUUGCAGAGGGUACAGCUAUCAAAGAUUUGUUUAAUCCGGAUCGUGUUCUUAUCGGAGGUAGGGAAACUCCUGAGGGUCAAAAGGCUAUCCAUACUUUGAGAGAUGUUUAUGCUCAUUGGGUCCCUUCGGAUCGAAUCCUUUGCACCAAUUUGUGGUCUGCUGAACUCUCGAAGCUCGCCGCCAAUGCUUUUUUGGCACAGAGAAUCUCCUCUGUGAACGCCAUGUCUGCACUAUGCGAGGCAACCGGUGCUGAUGUCGCCCAGGUUUCUCAUUCAAUCGGCACUGAUUCGAGAAUUGGACCAAAGUUCUUGAAUGCUAGUGUUGGUUUUGGUGGAUCAUGCUUUCAGAAGGAUAUUCUGAACUUGGUCUAUAUCUGUGAGUGCCACGGUCUUCCCGAGGUUGCUAACUACUGGAAACAGGUCAUUAAGGUGAAUGACUACCAGAAAUCUCGAUUUGUGAACCGAGUUGUUUCUUCCAUGUUCAACACUGUGUCAGGAAAAAAGAUUGCCAUUUUGGGAUUUGCUUUCAAGAAGGACACCGGUGACACUAGGGAAACUCCCGCAAUUGAUGUGUGCAAGGGUUUAUUGGGAGACAAGGCUAAGUUGAGCAUAUUUGAUCCUCAAGUUUCUGAAGAGCAAAUCUUGAAGGAUUUGGCAAUGAAGAAAUUUGAUUGGGAUCACCCUGCUCAUCUUCAACCUACAAGCCCAACAACUUCCAAAAAAGAAGUUACUGUCGUCUGGGACGCGUACGAGGCGUUAAAGGAUGCACAUGGUAUUUGCAUUAUGACUGAGUGGGACGAGUUCAAGAACCUCGAUUACCAAAAAGUUUUCAACGACAUGCAGAAGCCUGCAUUUAUCUUUGAUGGAAGGAAUGUUGUGGAUGUUAAAAAGCUGAGGGAAAUUGGUUUCAUUGUUUAUUCCAUUGGAAAACCACUAGAUGCUUGGCUCAAGGACAUGCCUGCAGUGGCUUAA
Molecule: messenger RNA, 1446 nt
Organism: Lathyrus sativus (Indian pea)
Lineage: Eukaryota; Viridiplantae; Streptophyta; Magnoliopsida; Fabales; Fabaceae
Source: the annotation of a GenBank genome assembly